Tachyglossus aculeatus (Australian echidna) is the source of this 3919-nucleotide messenger RNA. It is a transcript of the gene KIF27, whose product is annotated as kinesin family member 27. The record is from RefSeq and is a predicted model, not a curated record. Gene Ontology annotation, molecular function: microtubule binding; microtubule motor activity; ATP binding. Bases 186 to 3644 code for a protein of 1152 amino acids. Lineage: Eukaryota; Metazoa; Chordata; Mammalia; Monotremata; Tachyglossidae. The transcript is spliced from 14 exons. Gene Ontology annotation, biological process: microtubule-based movement; mitotic spindle organization.
CCGCCUGCGUCAGUGCCCUCGCCAGAGCCCGUCCGCCCAAGAGGCCUUCUUGAUCCGCGUCCUCCUUGCUUCUUUGCUCUGAGAGGAACUGCUUCAUCACCGGACCUUGGCGGAAUCACAUUAAAAAAAGACAAUUUCUCCAACUGAGUUACAUUAUAUCAACCAAACUUGAAAGCUACUGAACCAUGGAAGGAAUGUCCGUGGAAGUUGCCGUCAGAAUCAGACCUCUGCUUUCCCAAGAAGUUCUCGAUAAUCACCAAGUAUGCGUGAGAAAGAUCCCAAAUACCCAGCAGAUCGCCGUUGGGAACAAUCACACCUUCACAUUUGAUUUCGCGUUUGAUGAGAAUUCCACCCAAGAUGACAUUUAUACGAGGUGCAUUCAGCCUCUAGUGAUAGCCUUGUUGGAGGGAUACAACGCUACAGCCUUCGCUUACGGACAAACCAGAUCUGGGAAGACGUACACCAUGGGAGGUGAAUUCAACGCUGCAGCUGGCGAGGAUCAAAAAGGCAUCAUUCCACGUGCCAUCCAAGAACUGUUUCAAAGAAUCAACCGGAAAUCCCACAAUACUGACUUCCAAGUAACAGUAUCAUACAUGGAGAUCUUUAAUGAAGAACUGCAUGAUCUGCUAGAAUAUGAGGCAUCGGUGGGAGAGCUGUGCAUAAGAGAAGAUGAAAAAGGCAACACCGUGAUCGACGGAGUCAAGGAGGUCCCCGUGAGGAGCACAGUUGAUGUAAUGAACCUGUUGGAGAUGGGGAACGCCGCGACCAUCGGGAGAAAUGCCCAGCCUCCUUCCAGGCCCUCCCAUCUGGUCCUCACGGUCAGCGUCUCUCAGCAGCAGGUGAAGCAGCACCUGAGACAAAUGGAAGGCAUGCAGUACAAAUUGCAGCCGACCUUUCAGGUCAUCUGCUCCAAGUUCCGCUUCAUGGACCUGGCCAGCCUCAAGCGGGACCCCCAGGCCGGGCCUGCACCUGAAGCGUGCGGCCUUACGGUCCUAGAGACCGUCAUAAACAUCCUGGGGGGUCCGCACAAGAGAAUCUCCCACGUCCCAUACCGGGAUUCGAAGAUCACCAGGGUCCUCAAAGAUUCCCUCGGGGGCAAUGCCAAGACAGUAAUGGUGGCAUGUGUUGACCCGUCCAUUUCUGGCCAGGACGGGUCCCUGAAGACCCUGCAGCUCGCCAGCGUGGCCCAGGGCAUCCGGAACCGGCCGGUGGUCAACUACAACGUGAACGUGGCCCGGAUGAACGAGAUGGAGAAGGAGAUCCAGUACCUGCAGGACGCGCUGGAGAGCCAGGAGAUCUGCUAUGCCAGUCAUUUCACCCAGAUGACGGAGAGCUUGAACCUCAGCGUGGGCAAGAUCCGCUCCCUUGAGGACCUGGUGACCCGGCUGCAGAUCGAAUGCUCGAGUUACACGAGCAGUAUCGACGAAGCCCGCGCUCUGCUGAGCGACAUGGAGGGGGCUGGGCUUGGCGAGAACCAACAGGGCCAGCUGCACGAGUGGUUCCAGGUGAUCCGGGAGCUGUUGAAGAGGGAGAGUCGGGCCACAGUCGGGGCCACGGGGGAGAACCCCCCAGACGGCGCCACCCCUCAGCCGAGAGAGCCUCUCGGACGCCAGGCAUCGGGUGAUCCUUCUGAGGUGUCUGGAGAAAGGCCAUUCGGUGCCCUCCCUACCGAGCAUACGAAGCGAUUCAGAAAGAGUAAUAGAGAACCACCAGCAUCGAAGAGGAGGAGAUGUGAUUUUAGAACUUAUAGCAAGCGACAAGUGAUUUCAAGGGCAGCGAAUCCACAUGCAGAACAGAAAUCAAAUUUAAGUCAACAGUACGAUCAAAAGGAUACCGAAACUUUCUCAGCCAAUGAUGCCAGGUCAAAAAUCGAAAAGUUCUCUCUGGAAGUUCCAAAGCUAGAGCAAGAAGCAACGCAAGCCAAAGAGGAAUUAAUCCAAAUUGAAAAGCAUUUGGAAAGUGUGGAACACAAAGAUGACAGAAAAAGCGCUUGGAAAAAAAACUUACAGCAAGAGAUCCAGAAGAAGAGUGAUGCCCUAAAGCCAAAAAGCCAGCUUUUGCAGAAGAACCGUCAAAAGUCCACGGAGCUGACGAGACUCUUCAAUCUGAAUAAGAAACGGGCCACUGAUCUUGAGCAAUCCAUUAAUGACAUGAAACACCAGCAGACCCAGCUGCAAAAGAAAAUGCGGGAGGAGUCCAAAAGAAAGUGUUGGCUGGAGGAGGAGAUGAGGUGGCAGGGACAACAGAUCAAAACACUUGAGUCAGCUAGACUCCAAAAACAGGAAACAGAAGAUGCUGCAGCGGAUAGCAGAAAUAAUCUUCACCGCAUCCAGGCAGCUGGAACCGGUCUUAGGCAGGAAGUGGGGGUCUUUCCCAUGGUUAGGCAAAAGACGCCUCAAACUCCAUGCCUAUCUGCGAUACCUGAGAAUCGAGACCACAUCGAGGUGAAUACUUCGCAGGAAUCUGAAGAGAAGCUUAAGUUACAGGUCACGACCCUGCAAAAGACAGUCUCCCAACAAGAGCAAAUGAUCCAGAAACUUGGGACAGCCCUGGAACAUCUCUUACAAUGUAUCAGCUGCCUUCUGUCUCUGAGGGGACCUGGGAUAGAUCAGAAGAUGCAGCAGAUGUUGACUGAUUUCAAAGCUACCGUUUUAAAUGAAAACAGUGGCAGCUAUUUUGCACAAAUCAUGGAGACUUUUGUCAAUGAAAUCGGGAAGCUGCAGGAUGGUUUGAUUAACUCUAAAAGCAACGGGGAACUAAAGGAGCCUACAGAGGAGAAUGGAAGCAAGAAAGUAGACCAGCAGCAACCAAUACCAGGGGACAGCGUGCAUGGUGGACACCUGAGUCAAGAAGAAAACCUCGCAGAAGAACUCUGGUCGGAAAGCAUGUCGGAAAGUUUCAGCCAAAGUGAGGGAGAAAACUUGGCGGAACUCUCGUCAGAAGACACUUCAGAAAGUCGCAAGCAAAGUGACAAAGACUUUUCAGAAGAGCUCUUGUGGGAAGACACGUCGGAAAGCUUCAAGCAGAGUGACGAAGAAGACUCUGCAGAAGCGAUCUCGUCGGAAGAUACAUCGGAAAGUUUCAGGCAGAGCGACGGCAAAAGCUUCACCGAAGAGCUCUCAUUGGAAGACACGUUGGAAAGUUUUGAGCGGGGCUACGAAGAAGACUCUGUGGAAGAGCUCUCUUCGGAAGACAGGUCGGAAAGUUCCAAGCCGAGCGACGAAGGACACUUUUCGGAAGAGCUCCAGUCGGAAGACUUGUCAGAGAGUUGCGGGCAAAGCGAUGAAGAAAACUGUGCAGAAGAACACCUGUUGAAAGUUGAGUUGGAAAGUUUAGAGCAAGGUGACCAAGAAGACUUCGCCAAAGAGUUCCCUCUGGAAGACACUUUGGAAAGUUUCAAGAGAAGCGACAGAGAACCCUUUGCGGAAGAGCUCCAGGUGGAAGACAGGUUGGAAAGUUUCGAGCAAAGUGAAGAAUCAGAAGAGAUGGUUAGCCUACUGGGAAGCCCCAGUACCCAAGAGGAUUCAUCCUCCAGUCGGAAAGUCCUAGGCAGUUGGGCUCAGCAUUCGUCAAGCAGCGACGAGCCCCCCGAAGCAGAUGGAAGCCUCUUUUAUUGCCCUCAGGCCUCCGAAAAGGAGGCAUGAGAGUCCUGGCUGGGGCCACUCCAUCUGUGUGGCCAACGGUAGUGAUGGGGUUUUCUCUCGGAACCACUGCCGUGACGCCUGGGUUUCAUUCAGGAACCCAAGGUAUCCAGUCGCUAAUUUACUUAGUCAUUUCCCGAAUGCCACUUUCCAUCUCCUCCCAAGAGUUAGCACGUAUUGUAUAGGUUAGUCGUGUUUUUGAAGACUUUGAUGAGAUCGUCAUUUUAAAGCCAGGGAAGAACAAGGGGCCAAGUUUUCAUCUUUGAAGUGGGGUUGUC